Molecule: messenger RNA, 2566 nt
Organism: Catharus ustulatus (Swainson's thrush)
Lineage: Eukaryota; Metazoa; Chordata; Aves; Passeriformes; Turdidae
Gene: ECHDC1
Product: ethylmalonyl-CoA decarboxylase 1
Exons: 7
Coding region: 671-1585 (304 amino acids)
Biological process (GO): fatty acid beta-oxidation
Cellular component (GO): cytosol
Molecular function (GO): enoyl-CoA hydratase activity
Source: RefSeq, a predicted model, not a curated record
UGUUUCUAAUGUUGUUCGCAUCCAGAAAGUAGGACACCUAAAUCUUUUGUUGUCUCAACGGUAAUACACAGGCUAAAAAAUUGUCCUUUAAAAUACCAGCUAUUUUUAAAGCCUGUUUUUUAGAGGAGUCAUAAGUCUUUUAAAGUGACUUGCUGAACUGGAGGAACUGUUGAUCCCAUCUAAUUUGUAUACAGUGCAGGUACCAGAGACAACAUAGUAAAAAUUUGAACAGGGCUCAUCAAGUUUGAGAGCCAUGACAUUUUGAGAAAGGCAUGAGGGAUCAGUCCCCUAGUUGAGGAGGCAGAAUCUCCUCAGCUCCCCAGCUUUGUUUAGUUUCUGUAUUUGCAAAUUAUGUUUUGUCAGUAGGUUUUCUGCUGCUGAUCCCUUAGCAUGCUUAUGAUCUGCUCACUGCUUGCUUUCAGCAGCGAGAAAGCCAACUGGAGAAGAGACUGCCCUCAGCUUGCUUCAUUGUGGUUGUUAUUAGAGUGGGAGAACCUGUUGGACAAGGUGUUUAAAUUAAUCUAACCCACGAAUCGUGGAAGGAAAGUAGAGGGAUGGGGUCAGUUGUGCCAGCCCUCAGCACUGGGCCACCCCUUGCUUUCCAGUAAUUGGCUGCUGCAGGAACCUGGUGAAACAUCUACAGUCACAGUCACUGCUUCCUAAUACAGAAAUGGCCCUUGCUCUGUGGAAGAACUUACUUCAGACUACAAAGAAAAGGAUACUACAACAGAGAAGGUUGUCACUGUAUAAUGGUGCUCAUGGCUAUGAGGAAGAAUUGAUAAAGAAGAAACUUCAACAGUUUUCUGGUGGAUCCAUCAACCUUUCCAAAAAAGACAAUGGCAUUGGAAUACUUACUUUGAAUAACCCAAAGCUAAUGAAUGCAUUUACAGGUACUAUGAUGGUAGAACUCCAGGAGAGGGUUACCGAACUGGAAAACUGGAAGGAUGGCAAAGGUCUUAUAAUCCAUGGUGCAGAAAACACUUUUUGCUCAGGAUCUGAUUUGAAUGCUGUCAAAGAAAUAUCCAACUCCCAGGAUGGGAUGUAUAUGUGCAUGUUUAUGCAAAACACCUUAACCAGACUUAUGAGUCUCUUGUGUAGGUUGCCUUUGAUCAGUGUUGCACUAGUUCAAGGAAAAGCUUUUGGAGGAGGAGCAGAACUUACCACAGCAUGUGAUUUCAGGUUGAUGACGCCUGGAAGUGAAAUUCGGUUUGUGCACAAGCACAUGGGCCUGGUGCCAGGCUGGGGAGGCGGUGCCCGGCUGGUGCGGAUCGUGGGAAGUGGUGCAGCCCUGCAGCUGCUGGCCGGGGCUGCCCGGGUGGACCCCGAGAGAGCGCUGAGCCUGGGGCUCUCCCAGGAGACUCUGCCGUCCUCGGACGGAACCACAGCGCUGGGACAGGCCCGGACCUGGCUGGCUCAGUACACAGAGGGUCCGACCACUGUGAUCCGAGCUGUGAAAAACGUGGUGACAGCAGGAAGAGAGCUCCCACUGGAAGCUGCCCUAAGGACAGAGAAGGACAUUUUUGGAACUGUAUGGGGUGGGCCUGCCAAUUUGCAGGCAUUGGUUAGAAGACCAAAACAUAAAUGAUGGUUUAUGCAUAAGAAAGGGGCUUGACCUUUUUGCAAACAAAGCUUUCAGUAAAGCAGCCAUUACACUGAAUCAUUUAAGGACUUGUCCAUUUAAAAUGGCAUUAACAUUCCUGCCAUUUAGGUCAGGCAGGCAUGUCUGGUGUACAACCGCAGAGGAUCCCAGGCAGAUUCUCUACUGUCCUAAUCACCCACUGAAUCACGAUUAGUGAAAUUAGUAUGUAAAGGUAAAUACUGUGCUGAAAAUAGAACUAUAAUUCAUUUGGAAUGAGGCUGAAGACUGUUUUAUUUGGUGUUUUGUUUUGGGGCUUUUUUAAAACUAGUAUAGAAUUACUUGAAAGUUACAAGGUUUAUUCAUUUGCGGAACAGGUGCACCUAAAGCUGCAAAAUAUGAGUUCCCCAACAUGACACCUUAAGCAGCUUGGAAAAGAUAAUUACUAGUGGAAGGGUAGCUUUUCUUUUUUCAUUCUAGUUAGUUCUUUAUGUAAUUGCUGAGGAAAUAUCCUUUAAUUUUAAUGCUGCUUUUAUAGGAAAAGCUUCAAGUUAGUGAGAAGCUUCUAGCACUCAUUCACUAUCACUGAUUCAGGUUUUAAAAUGUAUUUUGGUGUCUUCUCACUGCUCAAGGAGUGAGAUUCCCAUAUCCUGUACCUUUGCAAAGCUACUGGCCUGGUUCUUUACACAGAAUCUUGUUGAAAUCUUGGGAGGCCAUGAUCAUGCCCCGAGAUGGCUUGUUCUUAGGCAACUGGGUGAUGUGAGUACUUCAGCAUUCUAAGAUGUGAGUGGAUAUGUCUAUGUCUUUCUUGAAUGCAUUUUUACUGGGAGUGCAUAUUCGGGCUGACUAGAAAGUUUAGAACUGAGUCUCCACUUCAUGCCAGUGACUAUGCAAGUAAUUGGAUAACUCAGUGAGGAAAGUUUUCCUUUUAGAAAUUAGAAACUGACAGAGUGCCUGCUUUAAAAAUAAACAUCUGUGAGAGUAAAACCA